Phycodurus eques (leafy seadragon) is the source of this 4586-nucleotide messenger RNA. RefSeq names its product cysteine-serine-rich nuclear protein 2 (gene csrnp2). Gene Ontology annotation, biological process: regulation of transcription by RNA polymerase II. Gene Ontology annotation, molecular function: sequence-specific DNA binding; DNA-binding transcription factor activity, RNA polymerase II-specific. Bases 411 to 1802 code for a protein of 463 amino acids. Lineage: Eukaryota; Metazoa; Chordata; Actinopteri; Syngnathiformes; Syngnathidae. Gene Ontology annotation, cellular component: nucleus. The record is from RefSeq and is a predicted model, not a curated record. The transcript has 5 exons.
GUGUCCAGUAGUGCGGUAUUGCUGAUCAACAACAGUCCUGCCACAACUCUUGCCUCUUCAAUCAAUCAAUCAUCUAUAAAAUUUUAUUUAUGGAGCACUUUUGAUACAUAAAAAUGCAACCAAAAGUGCUUCACAGAGGUAAAAACAGACAAUUAAAAUAGCAGGAAAUAUACAAAACCCACCCCUCCCAUCCCCCCAUAUACAUGCAAAGGCACCCAUGAAAACACACACACCAGAACGUACACACAAACACAUUAUCUAUUGACUAAUAGUAUAGAGACAUGGCAAGGCAUUUAGGAUCCUGGGUGACGAAAGACAACCUGUGGGAGCCAUCCACACCAAGAGAUGUCACAGCCCGCAACCACAGAGGAUACCACCACAGAGACCACCACGACUGAGACACGGUUUCCAUGGAGGCAGGUUCAUCCCUCAGCCUCAAACGACAAUAUGAAGAGGUGGACAAUAGCUCUCCCUUUUCUACACCUAAAGACUCUGACGAUGACAUCUCCAGCAGCGACAGUGCCGACAGCUGCGACAGCCUCAACCCCCCCUCCAGGAUGGAAUUCACCCCCACAUCCAUCCUCAGACAGCACAAGUUGUCGCCGGGAGGCAAGCGAGUGCGUUUUGAUGCGGUGACAGUGUAUUACUUCCCCCGGAGGCAGGGCUUCACCAGCGUGCCCAGCCAGGGGGGCAGCUCGCUGGGCAUGGCCCACAACCACUCAUCCAUCCGUCGUUACACACUGGGCGAGUUUGCUCGGGAGCAGGAGAGCAGUCACCGACACACCUUACGCCAACACCUGCGUCAGGAGAAGCUCAAUGCUCGCAAGCUGAAGCUGACCAGAAACGGCACGGUGGAGUGUGCCCAAGCCGAACUGUUGACUUUGGAGGACGUGUCAGAUGAGGACCUUGACGUGGAUGCCGUGGAGGUAGACGACUGCUUCUUCCUUCAGCCGCUGCCCACCAAGCGGCGCAGAGCCCUCCUGCGAGCCUCCGGCAUCGCUCGCAUCGAUGCCCGGGAGAAAACGGAGCUACGUGCCAUCCGCCUGUCCAGGGAGGAAUGUGGCUGUGACUGCCGUUUGUACUGCGACCCUCGACACUGUGGCUGCAGCCAGGCUGGCAUCAAGUGCCAGGUGGACAGAAUGUCCUUCCCAUGUGGAUGCUCCCGAGAUGGUUGUGGCAACUUAGCAGGCCGUGUCGAGUUCAACCCGCUGCGUGUCCGAACACACUACCUGCACACCAUCAUGAAGCUGGACCUGGAGAAGAGGAAGGUGCUGCUACAAGUGCCCGGGGAGACGUACGCCGAGUCGGACCGGGUGUCCUCCCCGUUCUCCACUUGCCCGUCAUCCCUGGACCCGGAAGAGAGCGAGGUGCACGCAUGUGUCUUGGAGGCGGAAGAGGACAUCCUGGAGCGAGAGAACGAGACCGCCGUGUUGCACCUGCAAAGCGCCGAGGAGCAGGAGAGGCUGGAGAGGGAGGUGCGUGCGCAGGAGCCGCAGGUGGAGGAGGUUCUUCUGCAGGGGCCUUUCCCAACUGGGACUGCAGUGCUCUGCAUCAACCAAGAGGAGGAGGAGAGUCCUGCUGACCUUGUCAGAGAUUCUGCCCCUCUCCACUACUACCAACUCAGCUCCAUAGAGCCGGCCACCCUCGAGUCGACAGAGGAGGAGGUUCAAGAGGCCAGAGGAGGCGAGUGUUUAGGCAGCCAGCUCCAAGGUGACCAAUCAAAACUCCACCAUCAUGAAGUGUGUCUAGAAGAAAGCGUGGAAACUGAGAUAGUGAAGGACCCGCUUCGUCUUGACCUUUAGUCUGAGCUUCUUUGCAGAUGUUUUGCACAAAUGGCAUCAAAGAAGUAAUAACACAUUUCGUGUCAAACUCAGUUGCAAUCGUGGAGGCUGGAGCACAUGGAGAUCAGGAGUAAUAUGUUAUGGUAUAUGCAGUCACGUGACGUACAUUUUGAAUUGUGUUGGGGGUAAUGAACACAGCCUUAUGCAAAAAAAAAAUAAUGCAGGACAAAGUCCUGCUUGCUAACUUUGGGGACAUCCAAGAGAAAAAGGGAGUGACAGCAGAACUUUGUAUCGCAGCAGACGUGUCUGUGCUGUAGUCAAGCCAAAUGACGGCGUAAACUGACCUAAUAAUCCUGGAGAUACUUGUUUUCUUGUGUACUGUACAAGCGUUUGUGUGAUUGUGAGGCCGAGGCACUCACAAAUGCAAUCUUCGUGUAGUAUUUGCAAAGCCUGUGAUAUUACGUCUGGUGUGUGAUGGCUCUCUUGUGGAUGAGGUGCUGUUGCAUAAGGUCGACUUGACUUCACAUUGUGCUGGAACGCUAGUUGCGCUGAUUCCUGCAUUACAUUCACCAUGCUGCUGAAAUUCCAUGUGAUCUUUAAAUGUUUUCAUUCGGGUCACAAACUGCUAGCCACUCUGGAUCACUUCUAGACAGACAGACAGUUGUCCUUUGUAUUCUCCAAAUUAAAGCUUGGUCUCGCGUGCAAGCUUUGGCUUGCUGCAGAGGGCAGUGCCAGGCCUGUUAUUACACUUGACCUGUUCCAGUGUGUCCUCAAACCAUCUCUUGAGUACAAUGACUGUCCUAUUCUAGAAAUGAACAGAAGGCCUGUUAAAGUGUGUAACUGUGGGCCUGCUCUAGAGUGUUAUGUUGCACUCCUCUACUAGAGCCUAACCUUGGAUGAUUCUAAGAAUCUCCGUAGUAGAGUAACCUUGGACCUGCCCGUGUGUACAAUACUAGACCUGUUCUAGAUUUUAACGCCACCACUAGUAAGUUGUAACCUCAGCCCUGCUCUAUAGUGUAAGGCUGACCUGCUCUGAAGUGUUACUUCUGGCCUGUUCUAGACUGCCUUGGAGCUCUUCUUGACUGUAAACAUAGACUUGGUGCAUAGGGCAAUGUGAGGCCCACACUACACUGUAAUACCAGACAUGUUCCAGAAUUUAAGCAUCACCAUUUUCUAGAGGAUAAGAUGGGGCCUGUCAAAGCCAAACCUCAGGCCAGAUCCAGAGGUUGUGAGUUUGUCAUAAGAUUGCCCUAGACUCUGACCAUCUCUUGAGUAUGACAAUGGACCUCUUCCAGAAUGUGACCUGGGGCUUUUCUAUAGUAUGAACUCUAAUCCAGCUCUUGAGAGCAACUCCAGACCUGUACUAGAGCUUAACAACAUGCCUGCAGACCACGCUAUUAAAUUUUGGCCUGCUCUGGAGUAAAUGUCCUGUCCUGGAAUAUCACUCCUAGCCUGUUCCCGUGCAUUGCUUUGGCUCUGUUUUAGAGUUCAACCUCUGGCUUGUUCUAGAGUUUAGCCUUGGGUAAAUUCAUGAGUGUAACUCUGGGCCAGAUCUAGAAUCCAACACAAAGUCAGUGCUACACUGUGGAAACAAAACCAGUUCUAGAGUGUGACUUUUGAAUCUUGUAGAGUGACACCUUAGCUGGCUCUAGAAGGUUACUUGGACCCUUUGAUGUUCUGGAAUGCUACCGCUGGCCUGUCCAUCGGUAUAUAGUGUACCACUAUAUAUGUUCUACAACAUUGGAUGAGCUCUUGUGUCCAACACAAAGCCUGUCCUAGAAUCUAACAAUAGUUCUAGAGUGCAGUUUUGGGGUUACGCUAGAGUGCAACGCCAGACCUGUUCAGGCCUGCUCUGGAGUGUAAUCUAACUUGUUCUGAAAUGUUACCCCUGGCUCAUUCUACAGUGUAGCCUUGGAUCUGUUCAAGAGGGGUACCUCAGACCUGUUCCAUUUCCACAAGUCUAGCAACUCAGAGCCGCUUUAGGUCUAAAGUGUAACACCAGGCCUGUUGUACAGCGUGCAGUCAGUCCUACAAAAUUCUGAAAGCCUCAAUUCCCCUCACAGGAAUAAUAAAGUAUAUCUAUCUAUACUAGCUAGUGUAACGACAAAGAUUUUUGCACCGUCUCUAAGAGAUGUCACAUGAAGAAAAGAGCAUUUAAAGAAAAAUGUGACGUGUGAUGCAGCUUGACAACUGUGUGUAUGUGUGUGUCCAGAUGUACUGUAUUUAUGGGGGCUUGGAAAGAAUAUUAACGAGGAAAUAUUAUGUUUUGGAAAGGUGCUCAUGUUACAGACAUGACUGCUCUUUCUCCCGAGAUUCCAUAACUCUUUAUGCAGGUCAAGGAGGCCGCCUGCUGCUUUACUGCAACACACUCUAGUGCUAAUUAUGACAUUUUGUCUCACUUUUUAACUUUUAUGCUAUUUAAAUGUCAUUUUUUUUGGGAUAAACAAAUACUAAAACAUCUUUUAUUUUGGAUGUGCUGGCAUGUAUGAGAUAUCGAUGUGAUUAUUUGCCUUCAAUUUGUUUGUCUUAAUCCAAGUGUGCUCCAUCAAAGCAGUGGUCUUCACCCUCCUGAGAGGAUGACUCUCGUCUUUGUGGCCUCCCCUUCAUCACGCUUGGCUGUUUGCGAUCACUUUUAGCCUGGGACCACUGCACAAGUAUAUGUGUGUGUGUGUGUGUGUGUGUGUGUGUGUGUGUGCGUGAGCGAAAGAAAAGUGUGAUUGUUGGAAUCCUGGAAAGACAUAAAAGAGCUGUGACAGCCUCUCUCAUGAAAUGGUUCCCUAAAAGUGGACAAAAUAAGGACUUUAU